AUGGUACGACAUGAGUCAACAGAACUGGAAAUUAUCGCAUUGAUUUUGAACAGUGCUAAAGCUCUGAGUUUAUUUUCAGAUAUUGACGAGUGCACCAAGGCUAGACACAACUGCAAGCCCACUCACGAGUGCAAAAAUAACCAGGGAUCUUACAAAUGCAUUUGUCGACCUGGAUAUUAUGGAGAGGAUUGCAAUAUACCAGCGGUUUCCAGUUGCAAAGAGGCUUAUGAAAAGAACAUAACCAGAGCGAGUGGUGAAAUUACAUUGCUCCUUGACUCUAAACCAGUACCCAUUUUCUGCCACAUGGAAAAUUUUGAAUGCGGAGAUGGAGGAUGGACGCCAGUCAUGAAAAUUGAUGGAAACAAGAAAACUUUUGAGUUCGACUCUACCUACUGGGAGGACAAAAAGGUGUUUCAACCUGAAGGAGGCAAGACCGGGUUUAAUUCAAAAGAAACCAAGCUACCGACCUACUGGAGCACGCCCUUCUCCAAGAUUUGUCUCGGAAUGAGGAUCGACCGAAAACUCAGGUUUGUAAUAAUCAAUAAGACGGCCGACUCUCUGUACUCAAUGAUCGCUGACCGGAAAUAUCGUAACACCUCACUGGGACGUGACACAUGGAGGAGCCUUGUAGGUCCUUCUGCUUCUUUGCAGCUCAACUGUAACAAGGAGGGAUUCAAUGCAGAUGCCUAUGAUGAUCCCAAGUAUAAAAUAGACUUUUCCAAGGCAAGAAUUGGUAUCAUAGGUAAUAACCAGGAUGAUUGUCAAAGCUGCGAUUCUAGAAUCGGAUUUGGCACAGGAGGACAUCCCAAUCAAGACAACACUUGCGGCAAUGCAUUCAAACAUAAGGGAACUCACGGAAAGAAAAAAACUAAGGCUAUGGGCUAUAUAUUGGUGCAGUAGCAAGAAAAAAGGAGUACCAGAGGGAGGGAAAUGUAAAUGGCAGCAGUACUACGGCCAAAUGUAUGGAUGGUUGAAAAAACAGCAACUAAGAAACAGGCAAAGAGAUAUCAAUAGUAAUGAAAAUAGUAAAAUGAUAAUAGUACUAAU
Stylophora pistillata is the source of this 1047-nucleotide messenger RNA. RefSeq lists its product as uncharacterized. Gene Ontology annotation, molecular function: calcium ion binding. Lineage: Eukaryota; Metazoa; Cnidaria; Anthozoa; Scleractinia; Pocilloporidae. The record is from RefSeq and is a predicted model, not a curated record.